AUGAUUUCUGAGAUUACAAAGGAAAUAAGUUGUUUAAAGGCUCAACUAGAUGUUGAACUUAUUAGUGAUGAAACCACCAAAUUUGAAGCCAAACGUGAAGAGUUUUUCAGUCAACUUAAGAAAUCAAUCAGUAAAUUAAAAGAAAUUGAUGCUAAACUUCAAGAUGUCCUGCCAACUUCCGUCAAUGCAAAGGAGUCAGAAGAGAAUCUCAAAAUGAAAGCUAAGAAAAUUGGCAAACAGCUUCUUGAUACUGCAUCAAAACCCGAACUUAAUCAAGUAGAAUGUGAUCAUUUUCGCAAGUAUUACGAGCAUCUUAUAGCUUUUGAUAAACAUUUAAGUCUUCCAGAUGUGGAGGCUCAAUCAACUGUAGACACAUCCACAGCAAAAGUUUUCGAAAAAGUAACAUCGUUUUGUAAAGAAUUUGCAAAUUCUGGCAAAGAUCUAGGAAAAGCCACUGAAGCGUUAGUCGCAGUAAAAUCAUUUGCUGAAAAUCUACCGAUGUUUGAUAGUCAAAUCAAUACAGACAUAGAUGAAGCCCUAAAAAAGUCUAAAGAAAAACAUGGUGCCAAAUAUAUCACCGAUUUGAUAACAGCUUCGUCUCGUACAGUUUUGCUUAUGGAUGCCACAGGUUCUAUGUCAAGUUUAUUAUCUGCUGCCAAAGAAACUGUUUGUACGAUGUUUGAACGCGCUUCCGCUAUUUUAGAAGAAAAAGGAUUGCCUAACGAUGCAUUUCAAAUGCAGUUUGCGAUAUAUCGAAACUAUAACUCUAGAGAAGAUGAAAUUUUGCAAGUUUCUCCUUGGAGCACAAAAGGCAGUGGUUUAAGAGCAUUUAUGGACGCUAUUGGUCCUAAAGGUGGAUGGGGAGCGGAAGCGAUUGAAAUAGGAUUUUGGUAUACAGCUAAAGAGAGUGAGACACAAGGCGGAAUUGCUCAAGUUAUUUUGAUAGGAGACGCUCCAGCAAAUACUAUAUCUGAUGUAACUAGUAAGCGAGCUCGUUUUGGCGAAGUCUAUUGGAAACAGACUAGAUUUGAUGCACCAACAUAUUUUGAAGAUGAAUUGAAAAAAUUGAAAAAUAAAAAGAUCCCUGUUCAUGCAUUUUAUCUUACUAAGUAUGCAAAAGAUGAUUUUGAAAAAAUUGCGAAGGAGACAGGAGGACGCUGUGAACUGUUGAAUAUUCAAUCAUCACAGGGUGCGGAAUCCCUCGCGCAUUUUGUAACUGAAGAAAUUCUACGAGAAAAGGCUGGUGAUGAAGCCGUGGAACUUUAUAGAAGGAAGUACGUGAAAGGUUAUAUGGGCUAA
Molecule: messenger RNA, 1299 nt
Organism: Rotaria sp. Silwood1
Lineage: Eukaryota; Metazoa; Rotifera; Eurotatoria; Philodinida; Philodinidae
Source: the annotation of a GenBank genome assembly